Molecule: messenger RNA, 735 nt
Organism: Linum trigynum
Lineage: Eukaryota; Viridiplantae; Streptophyta; Magnoliopsida; Malpighiales; Linaceae
Source: the annotation of a GenBank genome assembly
AUGGCCGCGACUGCUAACGGCGGAGGAAGAAGAGGUAGCAGCGGCGGCGUCGGAGACGAACCCCUGGAGAAGAUGACCGAGAUAAGCAAAACCCUAAAAGAAGGGGAAAGGAUUCUGGCGCCAACCCGACGGCCCGACGGUUCUCUUCGAAAACCCAUUCGGAUUCGCGCAGGUUAUGUGCCUCAAGAUGAAGUCGCCAUCUACCAGUCUAAAGGUGCCUUGUGGAAGAAGGAGAUGGAAUCACAGCAGUCAGUACCUCCGGGUUAUGAUCCCGUAGAUGCAAAGCCAAAGUCCAAGGCAGCCAAGAGGAAUGAAAGAAAGAAGGAAAAGCGACUUCAGGCUGCUCUUGAGAAAGGCAAGAACUCGGAAGGAGUGUCGGAUGUGGAUGUCGAAAAUGAAGAAGUGCAGUCUACUGAAGAUUUAGAUCAUACAUCCAAAUCUGUUGAAGCAUUGACAUCUCAGAUGAAAGCGAUAGCUGUUUCAGCAAAUUCUAUUGGAGUAACUCCUCCAGUAGACUCGUCAGAAGCUUCAUGUCCCGAGCCUGCCAUCCAGGAUAUUGAUAAAAGAAUCCGGGCUCUAAAAAAGAAGAUUCGGUUGGCAGAAGCUCAGCAGCAGCAGAAGAACGCUGCAGAGAACGCGAAGCCAGAGCAGUUGGAGAAGUUCACGAAGCUGGAAGGCUGGCGCGAGGAGCUCAAGCUCCUGGAAUCUACAAGGGCCGAGCAGGUAUCAUCCUGA